Messenger RNA from Exophiala bonariae, 255 nucleotides. RefSeq lists its product as uncharacterized. Lineage: Eukaryota; Fungi; Ascomycota; Eurotiomycetes; Chaetothyriales; Herpotrichiellaceae. The transcript has a single exon. The coding region runs from base 1 to 255 and encodes 84 amino acids. The record is from RefSeq and is a predicted model, not a curated record.
AUGUCAGAAGCCCUCUCAGACACCAAGCUCACCAUUCUGCACCCUGCCGGGCUCUUCAAGGGCCCAGAGUUCUCCCAAGUCGGUCUCACGCCGCCGGGUGUGCGGAUGAUCUACUGCUCUGGACAAGGUGGCCGCUCAGAGCCUCGAGACCCAAACAAGGCUGGUAUUCCAGAAUGUGAAGACGUAUCUGGCGGCGGCCGGGGCGUCGCUGCGGGAUGUUAUCAAGCUGACUUUUUACCUGGUCAAUUGGAGUAA